GUUGAUCUUCAACCAACUUUGGAUAAUGAAAAGAAAUGACUAGGGGGAUGCUGCUUGGCGUGUCUAAUACUGUGGGAGUCCUCGCUGGUGUCUUUGGCAAUGCAGCCACUGGUAACAUCUUGCAACAUGGAGGAUUCAUGAUCAUCUCGGGACUUUAUCUGGUCACAUUGGCAACCUAUCGUGAAAAACGACAAGCAGUUUUGGGUGGUCAACAUGUUCGGGCAUCUGAGUCACCAGUGAUAGGUCACAUUACCAAUUGAAUUGAGCGUGGGCUGUUGCUAUUCGCUGCUAUUUGGCAUUUGGGCGGUGAAGCCAUUCACAAUUACCACGCGUCCUCCACAUAUUCCCGCACCGCCAUACCUUUUUAGGCUACAAUCCGGCCGCCUCAUACUUCAAGUUCAAAGUGACAUUAGAGAGAGAAAGAGAAGGGGAUGCAAGACAAAGAGAGAAGCGGGCAUCGGGUUUAUGGUUUAGAUGUGUCAAAGAGGAUGGACAUCUUUCAAAGGUUAAUUUCCAUGUUCACAUCCUUCUAAUCAUUUUCGAUCAGGUAUCCUUAAUCUCCCAAAUUCAUGAACACGGUAUGGCAUCUAAGGUUUUCAUUUUGGGGUUUUUUAGUUACGAUGGGAUUUUAUAAGAUAUUAAAUCAAAGUGAACAGGGGAAACUGUUAUGGUUAUCCAC
Molecule: messenger RNA, 679 nt
Organism: Helianthus annuus (common sunflower)
Lineage: Eukaryota; Viridiplantae; Streptophyta; Magnoliopsida; Asterales; Asteraceae
Product: sodium-dependent phosphate transport protein 1, chloroplastic-like
Exons: 4
Coding region: 36-260 (74 amino acids)
Source: RefSeq, a predicted model, not a curated record